AUGAACAAUAAUAACUCUGACAAUUUAAAUGUAUUACCAUCAACUAUUGCAAAGAUCAUCAUUGACUUGGUAUUAUAUUGUGAUUGGGUGUCAGAUGAUAAUACUACUAAUAAUCGUAGAUCAUUGAUUGACAAUGCAUUGAAUCUUUCAAGAGUAUCAAAGAGAUGGUUAAAGAUUACAAGUUGUGUAUUUGUACAAUACUAUACUACAAGAUUACAAUUUACUUUUGGUAAUAUAGAUAAUAUCAAAAGAUUACAACAAAGCAUAGAGUCACCAUUUUGUUUACUAUAUCAUCAAGCAUUACCAAAGGUUGAAUUGGUAUUUGGGUAUGAUUAUAAACAAGUUUUGCACAAUAUUAUGAAACAAGUUGUUCUAUUUGGUUGUCUAUCACCCCAACAAAAAGAAACACAAAAACUAAGAGUACUGCAACUACUACAUCAACAACAAAGACAACGACCACAACAUCAACAAUUUUCAAUCUUAAAACACCAACUAAAACACUAUAGUAUGCAACCUUUGGUAUUAUUAAAACCAAUGCAACAACAAGUUAUAAAACACCUUUAUAAUAAUGAAAAACUACCUAAACAACAAGAAGAACAACUAAGACUCUUGUAUAGUAGUAGUGGUGGUGGUGGUGGUGGUGAUGAUUCAGAGCAAUCGGAUGAAUUGAUCUAUAAUGCUAUUAGAGAUCUAGAGUCUGAACGUUACCCCCCAAAUAUUAUUGACAAACAUGUACAAUCAGCAAUCUACAAUCAACAAGUACAAUUAUUUACAAAUAGAGAGGUGUUUGGACAAAUAACAACAUUGGAUAUAUACACCUUUGAUGAUAUAUUUAAUAUAGAUGUUGAUGUAUUGACACAAAUUGUACAACAUGGUAAUCAAUUGACAACUCUAUUUCUAGAUGGUAAUCAUAAUCAAAAGGUUUGUCAAGCUGUAUUACCGAUUGCAAUGAAUUUAACUACUUUGGCAUUUAGAGAUAGUUUGGUUUAUAGAGAUAAUGCAAUUAACAACAACAACAAUCCCAAGAAGGAAUACAACAAUCAUAAUACAUUAGAGAGAUUAUACUUGGCAACACCAGAUUAUACCAACAUAUUAAAUAAUAUAUUUAUAUCAUCUAGUGGAUUGGUAUUUAAUAAUUUAAAGUUUCUUCAAAUCAAAUCAUACUAUCAAUCAUACAUGCCUUGGAAACAAUUUCAUUUAACAUUGCCAAAUCUACAAGUACUAAAAAUGGAAGGAGACCUUAAUAUGCUUUGUCCCAACUCUAUAGAAUAUUUAAUAGCAAGAGGAGGAGAGGUUCAAUAUAUAGGACCGGUAUAUUUAACUCUUGAAACCUCUCCACUCAUUCAAUACCUUCCCUAUUAUCUAAAUCUAAUAAUAGAUAUUGAUAACUCGAUACAAGACAUCACACCGAUUAGAUAUAAAUACCAUCCAUCACUUUUAGAAUUGACAAUACAUAGUAUCAUCACAUCAAGAAAUCUUUUUAAUAUGGAUUAUCUUGAAUCUAUUCCAUUUGCAACAUUGAAAAGUUUGAAAUUGGUAUUAUCACAUCCAUGUACGGUAGCACAUUUAGAUAGAUUCAAACAACUCGAAUCACUUUUCAUUUCAAUUCCACAGGAUCAUAGAUGGUCAGAUAUUGAAUUAAUUUGUUUGAAUAUCUCUCAAAUCCAAUCACUCAUAUCUCUCGACCUGCAUAUCGGUGAUGGCAAUUGGAAUAUAAUCUUUAAACAAAUGAUUAAACAACUUGUCAAUUUAAAGAUAUUUAAAACUGGUAAAUCAAACUUGUACGAUGAUGAUUGGAUACCAAUUCAUUUUACAAUUCAACUAGCCAGCAAGAGAAGAUUAACCAGAGAAGAAUCAUCAGUUGUUUUGGGUGAAGACCAAGUUGCUGAACUCAAAGAGGCUUUCGAACUCUUUGACAAGGACAGAGUCGGUGUCAUCAAAAAGGAAGCUUUGAAGACUACCCUCAAGCAAUUCGGCAUUUUUGUUACAGCUGAAAACUUUGAUGAAAUGUUUGCUGAAGCUGAUACCACCAAGACUGGAGGUAUUGCUUUCCCAGAGUUCAUGUCUAUGAUGUCUCGUCGUAUGAAACAAACUUCAAACGAACAAAUUCUUUCAAACGCAUUCAAGACCUUUGACCCAGAAGGAUUAGGAUACAUCCCAACUAAAGAUUUGGCCAAGGCUUUGACCACUUUAGGUGACAAGCUUAACGAAGCAGAGUUGGAAGAACUUAAAGCCGUCUCUGAAAAUGAACAAAAGCAAAUUAAAUAUGAACUUUUUGUCAAUACUCUCUUUGCCAAGAAGUAA
Messenger RNA from Cavenderia fasciculata, 2304 nucleotides. RefSeq names its product Regulatory myosin light chain. The transcript has 5 exons. Lineage: Eukaryota; Evosea; Eumycetozoa; Acytosteliales; Cavenderiaceae. Gene Ontology annotation, molecular function: calcium ion binding; myosin heavy chain binding. Gene Ontology annotation, cellular component: myosin II complex; cytoplasm. The coding region runs from base 1 to 2304 and encodes 767 amino acids. The record is from RefSeq and is a predicted model, not a curated record.